Peromyscus eremicus (cactus mouse) is the source of this 1148-nucleotide messenger RNA. RefSeq names its product hematopoietic prostaglandin D synthase (gene Hpgds). The record is from RefSeq and is a predicted model, not a curated record. Gene Ontology annotation, biological process: glutathione metabolic process. The coding region runs from base 458 to 1057 and encodes 199 amino acids. The transcript has 8 exons. Gene Ontology annotation, molecular function: glutathione transferase activity. Lineage: Eukaryota; Metazoa; Chordata; Mammalia; Rodentia; Cricetidae.
CAUGUGCAGAAACACACAUUAAGAGCACUCAGUCAUCCCAUAGAGAUGAGUGUCUAUGACAUGCCCAACAGUCCUGGAGAAACGGGAGACAGCAGAAGAGGGAAGAGCAAGGCACUGAAUGCUACAGACACUACUUUUAUGGAGGGAGUGGGCAAACAAACAAAAUGCACCUCUCUGUCAGAAACCACGAGGAAGAACGUACAAUUGAGCAAAGGGCGAGCGUGCUGGAGGUGGGCACUGGCGAGAGGCACAGAACAAAGGAUUCUCCAGGGAGACUGGGAACUGAAGAAGGAAGACACAAACCACAGUGCAGACACAAGCCGAGACAGAGACAGGGUACAAGAAAGUGACACCAUUGUCUUCAUAGUUCCUGGAAGAUAAGGACUGCCUUUGCCUUUGUGAGUCAGGAAACUUUACCUGUGAAGCCACGACAGUAACUAAUUGCCAAAAUUGCACCAUGCCAAACUACAAACUGAUUUAUUUUAAUAUGAGGGGGAGAGCAGAAAUUAUUCGUUAUAUAUUUGCUUAUUUGGACAUAAAGUAUGAAGAUCACAGAAUAGAACAAGCUGACUGGCCCAAAAUCAAACCAACUCUUCCAUUUGGCAAAAUCCCUGUUUUGGAAGUGGGAGGACUUACCCUUCACCAGAGUCUCGCAAUAGCAAGAUAUUUGACUAAAAACACAGAUUUGGCUGGCAAGACAGAGUUGGAGCAAUGUCAAGCUGAUGCAGUUGUGGACACACUGGACGACUUCAUGUCUCUUUUUCCAUGGGCAGAGAAAAAUCAAGAUGUAAAAGAGCGGACGUUCAAGGAGUUGCUCACAUGUCAUGCACCUCUUCUUCUGAAAGAUUUGGAUACAUACUUAGGGGACAAGGAGUGGUUUAUUGGUAAUUAUGUCACCUGGGCAGACUUCUACUGGGAUAUCUGCAGCACCACACUUUUGGUCUUAAAGCCUGACUUGUUGGACAUCCACCCCAGGCUGGUGUCAUUGCGGAAGAAAGUCCAAGCUCUCCCUGCCAUUGCUGCCUGGGUACAGAAGAGGCCACAGACCAAAUUCUGAUGCAGGCACAGCACCAGAUGAGAGCAACAUCAGCCUGCCAGAUGAUCCACACACUUCUUACUACCACUAAACUCUGUUGUAUUCUGCUUGC